UGAAAGGUACAUAAGUACUCGUAUAUAGCAAAAAAAAGAAGAAGGCUUAUUGUCUGUAGAACAUGACAAGUACAUUUUCAUGUUUCAGAAGAAGGUGCUGCACCACCAUUAUCAUUGAUCAGCAUUUGCCUCUGUUUUAUCUCACAAACCCGCAAGCAACAAAUGAGGCACAUUAGCACACAAAAUCCCGCCCUUGUACUUCUAAACGGAGCACAACCUAGUAAUUUGCCGUAGCAGGAGAAUAUCUCAAAGAGAGUUUAGCAAGGAUACUAGAAAAUCAAAUAACUAAUCAAACAUUGCCAGAAAGGGUUGAUGGCAAAGACCAGUGACACAGACGAAAAUGCAUUGCCCAUAAGAAAAAUGCAGGAAGAGGAUACAUACAUUACCCCCAAAAAUCACUAGAGUAGAUUGGAGAAGAAUGGCCUCACUACGGGCUCAUUUUCACCUAUCUGGAGGCCGUGAGGCUGGGCGUGAUCACCACAAGCUAAUGUUUUAUGCAAAUUUUGAUUUUUUUUGUUUGUGAACAGUAUGUACGGCAAUGUACCGAAUUUUUUGUUUUUUGUUGCUGCAUUAUAUAUUUGUGGGAGCUUAAAUGUAACAUCCUUAAAAAACAUCUAGAUGUGAAUUAGACAAACUGUACAGAUUAAUGUACCGAAUCAUGCGCACCGGUCAGCAAACCAUACGUGACGUGUCAUCAAAUACUCUACAUCCUUUUAUCUCGCACAAAAAAAUAAAUCCUUAUCCUAAUCACGAUCCGGUCUAGCAGUAGUAGCUAUUCAACAGGAUUAAUUUGUUAGCUCCAACAAACAAACUGGAGUUAGUAUACUUUUCCUAACCAUGCAUUAUCCAACCAGCUGCGGCUAUAAAUACUCGCCCUUCCGCAUGCAGCCACCUCCUCCAUCUCAUUCAUUCCCAUCAAUGCCAUCAUCCUGCUCCUACUCCUAGCAGGCUAGCCCUACCUACGUACGCAAGUCCCACCGAUCCAUCCACGACCACGAUGGUGCAGCGCACGUUCCCCGCCGAGGCCAUGUCCAUGGACCUGUCCCCGAAGAAGCCCGCCAAGGCCUACGGCGGCGACGGCGGCGCCUACUACGACUGGGCCCCCGCCGACCUGCCCAUGCUCGGCGCGGCCUCCAUCGGCGCCGCCAAGCUGCACCUCGCCGCCGGCGGCCUCUCCCUCCCCAGCUACUCCGACUCGGCCAAGGUCGCCUACGUCCUCCAGGGCGCCGGCGCCUGCGGGGUCGUCCUCCCGGAGGCCGCCAGGGAGAAGGUGAUCCCCGUCAAGGAGGGCGACGCCCUCGCGCUCCCCUUCGGCGCCGUCACCUGGUGGCACAACGCCGCCGACGCCGCCGCGGGCGAGCUCGUGGUGCUCUUCCUCGGCGACACCUCCAAGGGCCACCGCCCCGGCCGCUUCACCAACUUCCAGCUCACCGGCGCCUCCGGCAUCUUCACCGGCUUCUCCACCGAGUUCGUGGCGCGCGCGUGGGACCUCGACCAGGAGUCCGCGGCGAAGCUCGUCUCCACCCAGCCCGGCUCGGGCAUCGUCAAGCUCGCCGACGGCCACAGGAUGCCGGCGCCGCGCGCCGAGGACCGCGACGGCAUGGUGCUCAACUGCCUGGAGGCGCCGCUGGACGUGGACAUCAAGGGCGGCGGCCGCGUGGUGGUGCUCAACACGGCCAACCUGCCGCUGGUCAAGGAGGUGGGGCUCGGCGCCGACCUCGUCAGGAUCGACGCCCACUCCAUGUGCUCGCCGGGCUUCUCGUGCGACUCGGCGUACCAGGUGACGUACAUCGUGCGCGGGAGCGGGCGCGUCCAGGUGGUCGGCAUCGACGGCACCCGCGUGCUGGAGACCCGCGCCGAGGGUGGCUGCCUCUUCAUCGUGCCCAGGUUCUUCGUCGUCUCCAAGAUCGCCGACGACACCGGCAUGGAGUGGUUCUCCAUCAUCACCACCCCCAACCCAAUCUUUAGCCACUUGGCGGGGAGGACUUCGGUGUGGAAGGCUAUAUCGCCGGCGGUGCUGGAGACGGCCUUCAACACCACUCCUGAGAUGGAGAAGAUGUUCCGCUCCAAGAGGCUCGACUCCGAGAUCUUCUUCGCUCCCAACUAAAUCAUCAUGCAGCUGCUCAUCCAUCUCCGACUUGGCUAGCCACAAGCAUCUUAAAUCUAGUUUCUCUCGGACGUGGGUUUAGGAUCGUUUGUCUCUUUUUAUUUAGUUAGCAGAUGUAAUAAGCA
Molecule: messenger RNA, 2232 nt
Organism: Aegilops tauschii subsp. strangulata
Lineage: Eukaryota; Viridiplantae; Streptophyta; Magnoliopsida; Poales; Poaceae
Product: 11S globulin seed storage protein 2-like
Molecular function (GO): nutrient reservoir activity
Source: RefSeq, a predicted model, not a curated record